Ochotona princeps (American pika) is the source of this 2208-nucleotide messenger RNA. It is a transcript of the gene AP5M1, whose product is annotated as adaptor related protein complex 5 subunit mu 1. The transcript has 8 exons. The coding region runs from base 155 to 1627 and encodes 490 amino acids. Lineage: Eukaryota; Metazoa; Chordata; Mammalia; Lagomorpha; Ochotonidae. Gene Ontology annotation, biological process: endosomal transport. Gene Ontology annotation, cellular component: cytosol; lysosome; AP-type membrane coat adaptor complex. The record is from RefSeq and is a predicted model, not a curated record.
UAGAACCUUCCGCUGUGUCACCUGCCUGAGGGGGCUGGCGCUGUGUCCCUCCGAAGCCCACCGGUCUGGGGCGCGGCGGGUGGGGGUCCCUCGGAGGAAGCUGGUGCGCGCUGGCCACCUCGCUGAGGAGAUGCGCUGAGGCCAGAGGCUGACCAUGGCCCAGCGGGCCGUGUGGGUCAUCAGGCACGAGCCGGGCACUCCGCCGUGUGGCUCCGUCAGGUUCUCCAGACGGUAUCCGACUGUUGAAAAACGAGCCAGCAUCCUCAACAGAGCAAGUUACGUGCCAAUUCCUGAAGACGGGCCCUUUCUCAGAGCAUUACUGUUCGAACUUAGGUUACUGGAUGACGAUAAGGCCUUCGUGCAGAGUCGCGAUAGCUGUUCACACGUCAAUAAAACCUCCAUCUAUGGACUCCCCGUAGGAGGUGAAGAACUCUGGCCAGUGGUUGCUUUUCUGCAGAAUAGCAUGAUAUAUGCUUGUGUUCCACUGGUUGAACAAGCUCUGUGCCCUCGUCCACCGUUGAUUAGCAUUAGCGGGAUUUCACAAGGCUUGGAACUGCUUUUUGGGAUACAGGAUUUUCUUUCCUCAGGUCAAAAAAAUGACACGGACCUAAAUACGAAAUUGAGCCAGUUGCCUGACUUGCUGCUACAGACUUGCCCGUUUGGCACUGUAUUAGAUGCCAACUUACAAAACUUACUGGAUAAUGUUAGCUUGACUUCUGUGACUCAGCCACAGAAACAGCCAGCCUGGAGAGCUGGAACAUACAAAGGAAAACCACAAGUUUCAGUUUCUAUCACUGAGAAGAUAAAAUCCAUGCAAUAUGGGAAACAAGAUAUAGCCGACACUUGGCAAGUUGUGGGAGUGGUCACAUGCAAGUGUGAUGUGGAAGGAGUCAUGCCGAAUGUAACUGUCAGCUUGAAUCUCCCCACCAAUGGGUCUCCGCUGCAGGACAUUUUAGCUCAUCCUUGUGUGACUUCUUUGGACUCUGCCGUGUUGACGUCUAGCAGUGUAGAUGGAAUGGAUGAUCCUGCAUUUAGUGGACCUUACAAAUUGCCAUUCAUUCCACCUCUGGAGUCAUUCAACCUGUGCUACUAUACUUCCCAGGUCCCUGUUCCACCAAUUUUGGGAUUUUAUCAAAUAAAGGAGGAAGACACACACCUAAAAAUAACAGUUAAUUUAAAACUUCAUGAAAGUGUAAAAAACAGUUUUGAAUUCUGUGAAGCUCAUAUACCUUUUUAUAAUAGAGGUCCAAUUACACAUUUGGAAUACAAAGUUAGCUUUGGCCAGCUUGAAGUAUUUCGAGAGAAAGGCUUAUUGGUUUGGAUUAUUGGCCAGAAGUUUCCCAAAUCAAUGGAAAUCAGUCUUUCUGGAACUGUAACUUUUGGAGGCAGAAGCUCUGAGAAGCAACCACUUGACCCAGUUUGCAUUGGAGGUACAGCAUAUUUAAAGCUUCAUUUUAGGAUCUUGGAUUACACACUCACUGGCUGUUACGCGGAUCAGCAUUCUGUUCAAGUUUUUGCAUCAGGAAAACCAAAAAUAAGUACACACCGGAAACUAAUUUCUUCAGAUUACUAUAUUUGGAAUUGUAAAGCUCCUGCUCCAGUAACAUAUGGAUCCUUGUUGCUAUAAUUUUCUCAUAUGUAGAUGGGACUUACAAUACUAGUAACAUAGUUUAAAUGAUAUCAUAAUUGGGGGAUUUUUCCCCCAGAUUCAUGACCUGUGAAUGAAAAAUCAUUGAUUGAUUUUUAAUUAGAAAAAUAUUUUGACUUGAUCUUUUUAGUCUGACAUUUGUUACAGGACCAUUUCCAAGGGCGAUGUCGUUUUAAUCUUGCACAGUGUCAUUCACAACAGGGAGGAAGAGUGAAUCACUUUGGCUCCUGCAGACUCCUCUGGGGCCAUUAUGCCCUGUACGUUCCUGCCCUGUCUCAGUGCAACAGACAUUGCCAAUCAAUCGCAGCUCCUUCCUACACUGAGCCUUCCUGGGUUAGAGGUCUGGCUCCUUCUGAGUGCGGAGUUGGAGGCCGCUACUGCAGUAAUUUGUGGAAGACAUGCAAGACAGUGCUCAGCUCUUCCAACUUACGUACUGAGCUCUUGGUUCAGCAUGUCAACUGCCGGAGACCCCCCAGCAGCCGAUGGAGACAGUGGAGAACUAUUCCUGUGCUGUCCUGCUCUUAGAACUCUUCUGUGCACUAAUAAAGCACCUGCAUCAU